This is a messenger RNA of Schistocerca cancellata (South American locust), 2551 nucleotides long. It is a transcript of the gene Bx42, whose product is annotated as puff-specific protein Bx42. The record is from RefSeq and is a predicted model, not a curated record. Gene Ontology annotation, biological process: mRNA splicing, via spliceosome. Lineage: Eukaryota; Metazoa; Arthropoda; Insecta; Orthoptera; Acrididae. Gene Ontology annotation, cellular component: spliceosomal complex. The transcript is spliced from 12 exons. Bases 58 to 1659 code for a protein of 533 amino acids.
UAUGUUUAUGCAUAUCGCUGCUGCAAUGUAACAGAAGUAAUAAAUGCUUUUGUCAAGAUGUCGCUGACAAGCAUAUUACCAGCGCCCACACAACCUGUGUGGGACAGGGACGAAGAACGAGCCAAACAGAAAAUACCUGCGGCAGCUCUAGUCGUCGCCAGUCCAACUGCACCUCCAUACGGACAGAGAAGAGGAUGGAUUCCAAGAUCUUUAGAGGAUUUUGGAGAUGGAGGAGCAUUUCCAGAAAUUCCAGUUGCACAGUAUCCCUUAAAUAUGGGAAGAGAAGGGAAAGAAAGCACCUCAAAUGCUUUAGCUGUACAACUAGACGCCCAAGGAAAAGUUAAAUAUGACGUAAUAGCAAGGCAAGGCCAUUCCAAAGACAAGAUUAUUUAUUCAAAAUUAACAGAUCUGCUCCCUGCAGAAGUUGUUGCAGAAGAUGACCCAAGCCUGGAGCGACCUAAUGACGACGAGAUACGGGAGACAACAGAAAAAACUAGGCUCGCUCUUGAAAGACUCACUCACACGAAGAUAGCAGCUGCAAUGCCCGUUAGAUGUGCAGAAAAGACAGGACCAGCCCAGUACAUUCGUUAUACUCCUUCACAACAAGGUGCUGCAUUCAAUUCAGGAGCUAAACAGCGUGUGAUUCGAAUGGUAGAAGCACAGAGAGACCCAAUUGAGCCACCAAAGUUCAAGAUCAAUAAGAAAAUACCAAGAGGGCCUCCUUCACCACCUGCACCCGUAAUGCAUUCUCCUACAAGAAAGGUGACUGUAAAGGAACAGAAGGAAUGGAAAAUACCACCGUGCAUAUCUAAUUGGAAAAAUGCAAAAGGUUACACAAUUCCACUUGAUAAACGUUUAGCUGCAGAUGGUCGUGGACUUCAACAAACACACAUUAAUGAGAACUUUGCCAAGCUAGCUGAGGCCUUGUACAUUGCAGACAGGAAGGCUCGUGAAGCUGUGGAGAUGCGAGCACAAUUAGAGAAAAAGCUUGCACAAAAAGAAAAGGAGAAAAAGGAAGAGCACUUAAGACAGUUGGCUCAGAAGGCACGUGAAGAACGAGCCGGAAUCAGAACACAGGCAGCAGCAGAAAAAGAUGAGGAGGCGAGGGAACGUGACCAAAUGCGUUAUGAAAGGCACAAGGAUCGCCAGCGGGAAAAGAACAUUGCAAGAGCUGCACCUGAUAAAAGAACGAAACUUCAACGAGAACGUGAAAGAGACAUAAGUGAACAAAUUGCCCUUGGUUUGCCAGCGAAAACCAUCUCUGGAGGUGAAGUGCAAUUUGACCAACGUUUAUUCAACACAUCCAAAGGAAUGGAUUCAGGUUAUGGAGAUGAAGAGAGUUAUAAUGUGUAUGACAAACCAUGGCGUGAUACUGGAAAUCUUGGUUCACAUAUUUAUCGCCCCAGUAGAAAUCUGGACAAAGAUGUGUAUGGUGAUGACUUAGAUAAAUUGAUCAAGACAAAUAGAUUUGUGCCAGAUAAAGAAUUCAGUGGUACUGACCGCAACGCAACAAGAAGUGGACCUGUACAAUUUGAGAAAGAAGAGGAAGAUCCAUUUGGUCUGGAUCAGUUUCUUACACAGGCUAAAAGAGCCAGUAAACGUCCAAAAGAAGACAGAGAUCGUAGGGAUGACAGGGAUAAAAGAAAACGAAGGGAUUAACUGCAGUGAACACAAAACAGAUAUCAAGUAUAGAUGUGGAUGACUAGCAAGUGUUAACAGUGCAUGAAAUGUAACUUUGUGGACAUAUUUGUUAGUGAUUUGGUGUACUCUGUGACAUUAUAAUUUGAUUUCAAUUAUUUCUUAUGAUGCAGAUUUCCUUAAAUUUCAUCUGAGUUGUUAACAGUGUAAUUGUUGUGGCUGCUGUACAUAUCACCAAUAUAUGAAUAGUCCAUAUGAUCACAGACUAAUAUGAAAAAUAUUUUUUAAUAAUAGAUAACAAAGCUAUUGUGUUCAAACAGCAAUAACAUUUUGUUUCAGUUACAGAUUAGUGUAGCACCUGUACAUAAAACUAUUUGUGGAAGCUAAUGGUAUAUUAGUUACCCAAAUGUGGCAGAGUUGAUGCAAAUGUCAUUGUAUGAUACUAAAAUGUUCAACUUUCAUAUAUGUUAUGAAUCGUACUGCAUUGUACAUUGUACAAAUACACUAAAAUGUGUAUUAUGUGCGAAGUAUCAUAAGUAUAAAAAAAAGGUUCAAGUGAGCACAAAUAACAGAAUAUUACCUGCCAGAGAAGGCUACUCUAGUUGACAUGUGGAAAGAAAUUGCGAAACCUUGUGUUCAACAUGAAUGAUAUUCAACAACAGACAGUUACAGAGUUAAUUAGUGUAGGGUUUGGCAAUUAUUGAAAAUGCCAUGAUUACUAUUACAUAUGUUUCUUGAAGUUGCUAAUGUUUGCACAUAAUUUAGUGACUGCUGGAGGCCAGCUUGUGACUGCAAAUGUUUAUGUUAACAGAUCUAUCUUCAUCCACCUCCCGCAGUUGUCUUUUAAAGAAACAUUUAGUAGCCAUAAAUUUGUGCAUGUUAUGAAAUAUAACAACAUUGAUAUCUUUUUACA